This is a messenger RNA of Aphanomyces invadans, 1150 nucleotides long. RefSeq lists its product as hypothetical. Gene Ontology annotation, molecular function: oxidoreductase activity. Bases 10 to 1119 code for a protein of 369 amino acids. The record is from RefSeq and is a predicted model, not a curated record. Gene Ontology annotation, cellular component: cytoplasm. The transcript has a single exon. NCBI's taxonomy places the organism in Eukaryota, Oomycota, Saprolegniomycetes, Saprolegniales, Verrucalvaceae.
UUGGAGGAGAUGCAUAUUGCGAUCUGCGGCGGUGGGGUCAUCGGGUGCACGUUGGCGUACUACCUGGUGAACUCCCCAGACUUCAAGGACGAUGACUCAGUUACAGUUGUGGAAGAUGUGGAGGUGGCUGCCGCAGCAUCUGGAAAUGCAGGCGGCUUCUUAGCGUCAAACUGGUGCGAAGGCGAGGACAUUGAUGCCUUGUGUCGCCUCAGCUUUCAGCUCCAUGAAGAACUGGCGACGUCACUCAAUGGAAGCAAAUUGUACGACUAUCGACGUGUGGACACCAUAUUGUGCCUUGUAUCGACGAAACGAGCUGGCGGUGUCAACGACGGCAUUCCAGGAUGGAUUCGAGCGAAGGUGGUGGAAUCCCAUUCCAUUGGCUCCACUGCGUCAAACGCUCAACUGCAUCCACGAAAGUUCACCAACACAAUGAUGCAAUUGGCGAUCCAAUCUGGAAAAGCCCAUCUCGUCCAUGGGUCAGUGCAAGGACUUGUAUCCCGUCACAGCAAGAUCAGCGGGAUCGUCUUGCAGGACGGCUCGACGGUCGCUGCGGACGCUGUCGUCCUUGCCAUGGGCCCGUGGACAUUUCAAGCUCUCCAAGAAUGGGCAAAUUAUCCCUCCAUCGUUCCCCUCGAGGUGUUUAAGAUCCACAGCAUCAUCGUGCAACCCACGACAACAUUUGAACCCAUCGUAGUCUUCGGAGACAUCAAGAGCAACCCUCCCCGCGAUGUAGAGAUCGUUCCUCGGCCUGACGGGACCGUGUAUGCAUGUGGACCACGCGUGGCCGAGGCGCUCCCUCCGUCUGCGUCACAGGUGCUCCCAUCGUCUCAUGGCAUCACCCAAGCUCUGGCGGACGUGUCUGUGUUUACACAAACGGAUUUCCACGGCAACCAAGUGAUCGCGAAGCAAGCGUGCUACCUGCCCGCGACGAAAGACAACAUCCCAGUCAUUGGGCGUGUGCAGGACGGCUUGUUUGUGGCAACAGGUCAUUACUGCUGGGGCAUUCUAAACGCCACGGGCACAGCCCUUGCGAUGUCGGAGCUGCUCUUGACUGGUGCAGCCUCGUCCCUCGACUUGGAGCCGUACUCGCCUGUGCGGCAUACAACUAUGUACAAGUAAAUAUCGUAAAAUGCAAUUGCAUCGAGGGAGG